AUGUCGGCCUUCGAGAAGCCUCAGAUCAUCUCCCAUAUCCAGAAGGGUCUCAAUUACACGGUGUUUGACUGUAAGUGGAUGCCCUGCAGUGCCAAAUUUGUGACCAUGGGCAACUUCGCACGGGGCACCGGCGUCAUUCAGCUGUACGAGAUCCAGCAAGGGGACCUAAAGCUGCUGCGGGAGAUUGAAAAGGCCAAGCCCAUUAAAUGUGGAACAUUUGGUGCAACAUCUUUACAGCAGAGAUAUCUUGCCACUGGAGAUUUUGCUGGAAACCUUCAUAUAUGGAAUUUGGAAGCUCCAGAGGUCCCGGUGUAUUCUGUAAAGGGCCAUAAAGAAAUUAUAAAUACUAUAGAUGGUGUUGGUGGACUUGGAAUCGGGGAAGGGGCCCCUGAAAUUGUGACUGGCAGCCGAGAUGGAACUGUAAAGGUGUGGGACCCAAGGCAGAAAGAUGAUCCUGUUGCUAAUAUGGAACCUAUACAAGGAGAAAACAAGAGAGACUGUUGGACUGUGGCAUUUGGCAACACCUAUAAUCAAGAGGAACGUGUCGUGUGUGCCGGCUACGACAAUGGAGACAUCAAGCUGUUUGAUCUCAGAAAUAUGUCCUUACGGUGGGAGACAAAUAUAAAAAAUGGGGUGUGUAGCUUGGAGUUUGACAGAAAAGACAUAAGUAUGAAUAAGUUAGUAGCUACAUCUCUGGAAGGAAAGUUUCAUGUUUUUGACAUGAGAACACAGCAUCCAACCAAAGGUUUUGCUUCUGUUUCAGAAAAGGCUCAUAAAUCUACUGUGUGGCAGGUCCGACACCUGCCACAGAACCGGGAGGUCUUCCUGACGGCGGGGGGCGCCGGCAGCCUGCACCUCUGGAAGUACGAAUACCCGAUUCAGCGAUCAAAGAAAGAUUCCGAGGGUGUAGAGAUGGGAGUUGCAGGUUCGGUCAGCCUUCUGCAGAAUGUUACGUUGUCUACUCAGCCCAUUUCAAGUUUGGACUGGAGUCCAGAUAAGAGAGGUCUGUGCAUCUGUAGUUCAUUUGACCAAACGGUGAGAGUACUGAUCGUUACAAAACUCCACAAAAUCUGA
This is a messenger RNA of Rangifer tarandus platyrhynchus (Svalbard reindeer), 1074 nucleotides long. The record is from the annotation of a GenBank genome assembly. Lineage: Eukaryota; Metazoa; Chordata; Mammalia; Artiodactyla; Cervidae.